Messenger RNA from Ahaetulla prasina, 788 nucleotides. RefSeq names its product zinc finger protein 24-like. Lineage: Eukaryota; Metazoa; Chordata; Lepidosauria; Squamata; Colubridae. The coding region runs from base 300 to 788 and encodes 162 amino acids. The transcript has 3 exons. The record is from RefSeq and is a predicted model, not a curated record.
AGAAUAGAAUUUAAUGGCCAAGUGUGUUUGGACACGCAAGGAAUUUGUUUUGGUGCAUAUGCUCUCAGUGUACAUAAAAGAAAAAGGAAAAAAAAUACCUUCAUCAAAGAUACAGAAACUGGAAGCCAUUUGUGGUCUUUGCAAGGCAAACUUUUCUCUUGGGGGAGAAAAAAAAGAGCGGAAUCACCUGCAGGGAUCAGUCCUGCGGCCCUAGAAAUGCUCCUGUGAAGGAAAAGGCAUCUGAAGACCCACCAGAGUCCUUGGAGCCAUUUGGAGUUGCUCUGCAGGAGAGAGAAAGGAUGGAGACACAACCUUUGGGAAAGGAGGGAGCCGGAAAAGGCCCUUCAGCUGCUCAGCCUGGGAAAGUGGGGAAGCUCUGGGCAAGAACCGGGCAGAAGAUCCUGGAGGAGGAAACCAUCUUCCUUUCAGAAGUUCAGUCCUGGAAUUUCAUCCAAUAUCAGGAGGUGGAGGGUCCCCGAGGACUUUGCAGCCGACUCCAUGAGUUUUGCAGGCGAUGGCUGAGACCAGAAAAGCACACCAAAGCCCAGAUGCUGGACCUGGUGGUUCUGCAGCAGCUCCUGGCUCUUCUGCCCCCAGAGAUGGAGGGGUGGGUGCGGGAGUGUGGAGCAGAGACCAGCUCCCAGGCGGUGGCCCUGGCUGAAGGCUUCCUCUUGAGCCAGGCGGAGGAGCAGAAAGAGCAGGUCCAGUUGCAGGACAUUGUUCCACUGUUUUCUCACUCAACGUCACUGAUGGAUAUUGAGGGCUUUGAGGUUGUGUUCCGAAUAUAA